UAGUUUUAAAUACAGAUAUCCAGUAUCUGGUUUUACAUAUAUAAGGAUGGGUGUCUGUUAAAAGGGCAAUCACCAUUUUCUUAGCCAUAUUCUUUACCAAUGGCGCUGUGUGUUGUGAGAUCAAGGCGAAGCCUAGUGACUCCAUCUCAGCAAACACCAUCUGGCAAGCUUGACUUGUCAUUCAUUGAUAAAGUGCCGGUUCUAAGAUGCUAUACCCGCACAUUGCAUGUAUACAAACAUGGCCCUGAAGCAUCAAAGGUCAUUAGGGAAGCUUUGUCCAAGGCCUUGGUGCCUUACUAUCCACUUGCUGGACGGCUAAAAGAGUCCGAUAACAAUCAGCUUCAGGUUGAAUGUUCGGGAGAAGGUGCCUGGUUCGUCGAGGCAUCAGCUGAUUCUAGCCUUCAUGCAUUCAAUUACUUCGACGAUGCUAAUUUUGACAUUCCUUAUGAUGAACUUCUUCCUGAUCAAGUUCCUAACAGUGAAGGCAUGGAACCUCUUGUACAAAUGCAGGUGACACAAUUUGCAUGUGGAGGUUUCGUCAUAGGGUUAAUAUUUUGCCACACCAUAUGCGAUGGCUUAGGAUCUGCACAGUUCCUAAACGCUGUAGGGGAGUUCGCGAGAGGUAUGGAACAUCUAAGCGUUGAACCGGUGUGGAAAAGGGACUUUUUUCCAACUCCAACACAAGAAGCAAAUGUUAUCCAAUUGGCAAACUUGCCAGUGCCACCACCCCCGAUGCCUGGCAAGCCGCUAGAGCAUGUGAGCAUUGAUAUUUCCAUGGAUGAAAUCAAUCAGCUAAAGAAACAAUUCCAUGAAUCGACGGGGCAAACUUGCUCUGCUUUCGAAAUCGUGGCUGCUAAUUUUUGGAGCCUUCGAACAAGAGCAAUAAACUUGAAGCCAGGUACUGAAGUCCGGCUUCUUUUCUUUGCAAAUUGCCGUCAGCUAGUGGAGCCUCCUUUGCCUAAAGGCUUCUAUGGCAACUGUUUCUUCCCGAUAACAAUCACAGCUCCCUGCGACUUGCUUAAACAAGCAUCAGCAAUCGAAGUGAUUAAACUGAUACGAGAAGCCAAGACUAAGCUACCUUCUGAGUUUGGUAAGUUCAAGAAUGGAGAUUACUUGAGAAAUGGGAAGGACCCAUUUCUAGCACCUCUAGGGUACACCACCUUGUUUAUAUCGGAAUGGGGUAGGUUGGGGUUCAACCAGGUUGACUAUGGGUGGGGCCCCCCGGUCCACAUGGUUCCAAUUCCGGGCUCUAGCAUCAUCCCUGUUGGCAUCAUGGGAUCGCUGCCAUUGCCUAGAAAGGGAGUCCGCUUGAUGACAUGGUGUGUUGAGAAAGACCAUACCCAGCCCUUCGUUGAUCUGAUGACGAAACUAGUCUAACAAGUUACCAGUGCUUGAAGUCUUGAACUGCUAUUGCUUUACCCAACGCCAAUGUCAAUAAAACAACACAGCGCCACCACAUGUUCAAAACAUUUGUGCUUUUUAUUUAUUUGUAUUUGGUAUAAUCUUCAAUUUGAUCUUGAAAAUCUUCUUCUUAUUAAAAUUAUCUCAUUCACUUGUGGUCAUUUUCAAAUAAAAUUAUUAUUUCUCAAUAAGUAAA
Gossypium raimondii (Peruvian cotton) is the source of this 1597-nucleotide messenger RNA. RefSeq names its product acyl transferase 4. The transcript is spliced from 2 exons. The record is from RefSeq and is a predicted model, not a curated record. The coding region runs from base 100 to 1377 and encodes 425 amino acids. NCBI's taxonomy places the organism in Eukaryota, Viridiplantae, Streptophyta, Magnoliopsida, Malvales, Malvaceae.